UUUUUACUUUACAAUUUUGAAAUCUUGUAACUGACUUCAGUUAACUAGCGUGUGGACUGUUGGGUUUACUGCAUACUCUCUUUGGGUUUUUCUUCUGAAAACAUUUGUGGAUUGGUUACUAAGACAGUCAGUCCGUGCUUUUGCCAUUAUGGAGGAGUCUGCCAGGACGUUCCUGCCGAACAGCGAUCCAACUGUGGAAACUCCAUUGGAAAUCAGCGAUCAGCAGAUCCUCCGGACUAGCGAUAAAACUGUAGAAAUGAUGGGUCCUAUGGAAAUCAGCACACCGUCGGAGUACAGGACUUAUAAGCGGCGAUGGUUCCUCCUGAUCGUUGUCAGCAUCCUGAAUUUGUCAAAUGCCAUGGUAUGGAUAACAUUUUCUCCGAUUGCUGACCUCACUACUGUUUACUAUAAUAUAGAUUCCUUCCAAGUGAAUAUACUAUCCCUAGUAUUUCUCAUUGCCUCGAUUCCUUUUGGACUGACAGCUUCAUGGAUCCUGGAUACCUUUGGCCUGAGAGCUAGUUUACUGACAGCAGCAUGGCUGAAUGGUAUCGGGUCGUUGCUUCGUAACUUCAGCACAUUCGACUUUGUCCCAGGUGACUCAAAGUUCGCAGUGCUGUUGGUUGGUCAGAUUUUAGCAGCUUGUGCUCAACCCUUUGUGAUGUUUGCCCCUACCAAACUGGCGGCUAUCUGGUUUCCCGAAAAUCAGAGAGCAACAGCCAACAUGUUGACAUCCAUGGCGAACCCACUGGGAAUCCUCGUCACAAAUGCCUUACUGCCGGCCAUUGUGAAUGGUUGUAACAAAAAGGAAAUACCAAUUGCUCUGUGGGUGGUGACAGCGCCUGCUGUGCUUGUGAUGUUGAUGACAACAUUCGGUGUCUGUAGCUCAGUACCCCCAACACCGCCAUCAGCCAGUGCUGACGAGGACUCGCAGCCAUUCAUUCAGGGAUUCAAGAAGAUGGUGAAAAACAAGAAUUAUUGGAUACUGAACUUCCUGUUUGGAGCGGGUCUUGCCAUUUUUACUGCUUUUACCUCGUUUCUCGACCAGAUACUCUGUCCACGAGGAUACUCUAAC
Mizuhopecten yessoensis (Yesso scallop) is the source of this 1072-nucleotide messenger RNA. RefSeq names its product major facilitator superfamily domain-containing protein 7-b-like. The record is from RefSeq and is a predicted model, not a curated record. The annotation marks the transcript as partial. The transcript has 8 exons. Gene Ontology annotation, cellular component: membrane. NCBI's taxonomy places the organism in Eukaryota, Metazoa, Mollusca, Bivalvia, Pectinida, Pectinidae. Gene Ontology annotation, molecular function: transmembrane transporter activity. Gene Ontology annotation, biological process: transmembrane transport.